AUGACUCUUCAAUUUGAUGGUUGUGCUUAUUUUCGUCAACGUCUUGCUUUAUCAACACUAAGUUACACACCAAUUAAAAUAAAAAAUAUUCGAUCACAAGAAAAUGCACCUGGACUACGUGAUUUUGAAAUAAAUCUACUGCAUUUAUUGGAAAAACUUACGAAUGGUAGUAAAGUAGAAAUUAAUACUACUGGUACUUCACUUUAUUAUGUACCGGGUGCAUUAACUGGUGGAAUUGUUGAGCAUGAAUGUUCAUUACAACGUGGUAUUGGUUAUUUUCUUGAGCUUGUUCUCUAUAUGGCACCAUUUAUGAAAACAGCUCUUGAACUUCGACUAAAAGGUGUAACUAAUGAUCGUGAUGAUCCUUCAGUUGAUCUUAUUAAAUAUUCAGCAAUACCAAUUAUGAAACGAUUUCUUGGAUCUGAUGAUGGUCUAGAACUUAAAAUAAUUAAACGAGGUGCUAAACCAAAU
This is a messenger RNA of Rotaria sordida, 471 nucleotides long. The record is from the annotation of a GenBank genome assembly. Lineage: Eukaryota; Metazoa; Rotifera; Eurotatoria; Philodinida; Philodinidae.